CAUUACUGCUCCAAAUAUUUCAUUAAACAUGCUUGGUGAAAAGUAAAUAUAACUUUGCAAUCUCUCUGCUUUGUCAUAUUUUACUUCUCGCAGUAUUUCUACUCAAGUUUGGUGGUGGUGUCAUCUUUGAAGGUUAGGGCAUAUCCUAGCACUGAUUUGCUAGUGUUUUGUGUGGUUUGCGGAUUGUCAUUGGGUUUAGUGAAGACUUUCAAUGGGAAACAAUGCAAGUGUUGGUGGAGGAGCUGGAAAUACGGACUUGCUGAAGAAGUCCAAUAAGCUUGAAUUUGCAGUCAAGAUGACUUGCAAUUCUUGUGUUGAACAGAUAAGAUCUAGUCUGAAUGGAAUUCCUGGUAUUCAUUCAGUUGAUGUUGACUUGUCCACUGGUUCUGUUGUUGUUGAUACAGUUCUUCCAUCCCAUGAAAUUCAACAUCGUAUAGAAACUACUGGAAAAGAUGCAAUUCUCCGAGGUGUCGGAAGCAAAGAACAUAAAAAUCUUGGUGCGGCUGUGGCUAUGCUAGGUGGUGAAAGUGGGUUUAGUGCUGUUGGCGUCCAUGGAAUAAUACGCUUGACUCAAAUUGAUGAAACAAAUUGUAUCAUAGAUGGCACAAUUGAUGGAUUAAGUCCUGGUAAACAUGGGCUGCAUGUUCAUGAAUGUGGUGACAUUUCAAAUGGAUGUGAAAGUGUUGGCGAUCACUUCAAUCCAUAUGGAGUAAAUCAUGGUAGUCCAGAAAGUGAUAAAACACAAAGACAUGCUGGGGAUUUAGGCAAUGUUGAAGCUGGAGUUGAUGGACGGGCUGUUUUUCGUAUUGUCGACCCUAUUUUGAAAGUGUGGGAUAUUAUUGGCCGAUCCAUUGUCGUCACUGAUUCAGAGGAUGAUUUUGGCUUGGGUGCAAGUGAAAAGUCUAAAGUGGAUGGCAAUUCUGGUCACAGGCUGGCUUGUGGUAUAAUUGCAAGAUCAGCAGGCUUAUUUGAGAACAGCAAGAAAAUUUGCGCCUGCGAUGGCCUUACUCUUUGGGAUGAGAAAAAUAAACCGUUGGCUGGAAACUCUCGUCAAAAUAAGCCUCAGCAACAGGAGCCCACAUCAAGCAGACUGUAGAUUCCUCCCUGUAGACUGUAAAUAGCUUUUAGGUAUACCGAUUCCACACAAGGUGAUGUCUUGACCUUUUGUUUGUUUAUUUUUGUGAAGCAGCCUAUUUUUUUAUAAAGAUUAUGUGAUAUUUAAUGUUUA
Frankliniella occidentalis (western flower thrips) is the source of this 1228-nucleotide messenger RNA. RefSeq names its product copper chaperone for superoxide dismutase (gene Ccs). The transcript has 7 exons. Bases 212 to 1096 code for a protein of 294 amino acids. The record is from RefSeq and is a predicted model, not a curated record. Gene Ontology annotation, molecular function: copper ion binding. Lineage: Eukaryota; Metazoa; Arthropoda; Insecta; Thysanoptera; Thripidae. Gene Ontology annotation, biological process: removal of superoxide radicals.